GGGACGUAGAGGGAGUGGUCCCAGAGGCAUGGCCGGUGGAGGUGCGGUAACGCGCUGAUUGUUGGAGAGAGAGAGAGAGAGAGAGAGAGAGAGAGAGAGAGAGAGAGAGAGAGGCGAUCAGCGCGGCUAAGCUGAGCGGAGCUGACGUCUGGCUGCUGAUUGUCGACUGCUGACUGAGCCGAGCCGGACGGCGGCGCGGGCGGAGAACCAUGGGGUGCGGCCAAAGCACCUCCGCCUCACCUGUGGUCGCUGAACAGAACGGACAAAUCUCGGAGGAGAGCGCCUCCAAAAAGGUGUACGAUGACCGCAUCACGCUGCCCAACAACCAGAAGUUCCGCAUCACCGUCUCGCCAGCCAGCACCGUCAUCGACGACGAGGGCGCCGCGCGGGCCCGCUCGGCCGGGGUGAAUCCUCAGGACGACUGCCAGCAGCGGCCAAAGACCGGCGAGGAGGGCGAGUUUGAACAGCCCGAGGCCGAGUUCGACGGCGGCAACCUCGGACUCAACAAUGUGGAGGAGGUGCCCCGCCUGCUGGACUCGCUGCCGGAGGGACAGCUGUACGAGGACGCAGAGUUCCCGGCGGAGGACUCCAGUCUGUACUUCAGCUCCCGCUCCACCGGCGACGAGGUCGUCUGGAAACGACCGCACGAGCUGGCCGAGAACGCCCAGCUGUUCGUCGAGGGUGUCAGCCGCCGCGAUGUGGUACAGGGCGUCCUCGGAGACUGCUGGUUCCUCUCCUCGUGCUGCGCCAUCGCCAAGGAGGCCAAACUCAUCGAACGGGUGGUUCCGCCUAACCAGCCGUUGAGCGGGGACGGCUACCACGGCUGUGUGCGGUUCAGCUUCUGGCGGUUCGGCGACUGGGUCGACGUCUACAUCGACGACCGGCUGCCCACCAAGAACGGCGCCCUCUUCAACGCCAAGUGUGUCGACCCGAACGAGUUCUGGGUGGCACUGCUCGAGAAAGCAUACGCCAAACUGCACGGCUCGUACGAGGCUCUGGAGGGCGGCCAGGCGAUGGACGCCCUGGUCGACCUGACCGGCGGCCUGGCCGAGCGGUUCGACCUGGCCGAGCACGACCAGAGCUACCUGUUCAGACACCUGUACAAGUCGACCGUGGCCGGCGCCUUCAUCACCUGCUCGAGAAAGGGCGACUGGCGGGAGGCGAACAAGGCUGACGAGCUGGGUCUGGUGCAGGGCCACGCGUACACGGUCACGGGCCUGGCGCGGCCCCAACACCAGACGCUGGGCCGGCCGCGCCUGGUGCGCAUCAGAAACCCGUGGGCCGACCACGUGGAGUGGAACGGAGCCUGGUCAGACAG
Molecule: messenger RNA, 1318 nt
Organism: Amphibalanus amphitrite
Lineage: Eukaryota; Metazoa; Arthropoda; Thecostraca; Balanomorpha; Balanidae
Product: calpain-A-like
Exons: 8
Biological process (GO): proteolysis
Cellular component (GO): cytoplasm
Molecular function (GO): calcium-dependent cysteine-type endopeptidase activity
Source: RefSeq, a predicted model, not a curated record